Messenger RNA from Vitis riparia (riverbank grape), 903 nucleotides. RefSeq names its product transcription factor MYB41-like. The record is from RefSeq and is a predicted model, not a curated record. The transcript is spliced from 2 exons. Lineage: Eukaryota; Viridiplantae; Streptophyta; Magnoliopsida; Vitales; Vitaceae. The coding region runs from base 1 to 903 and encodes 300 amino acids.
AUGAGGGGAAGAGCACAGAAGCAGAAAGGUCAGGAGAGAGUUCGAUGGUCACCGAAUGAAAACAAGAGACUUGCUGAAUAUAUGGAGAGACAUGGUGAGACUAGCUCCUGGAAAAAUGUCCCAACGCGUGCAGGGCUGAGCAGGAGUCCGAAGAGUUGUAGGCUAAGGUGGAACAGCAAACUGAAGCCUGGUAUCAACCAAAAGCCCUUCUCUGAAGAGGAAGAAGCCACCAUUAUCGAACUAAAAGCAGCAUGGUGGGCAACUAUUGCAAAGCACCUGCCAGGGAGAACGGAUACUGGGAUCAAGAAUUUGUGGAAUAACCAUCUGAAGAAGAAGCUUUCAAAAAAGGAGACUCCGAGCCUUGUCACUCAGACACCAUGGCACCAGCUUCUUGACACUGCUGAUUUGUUGACUUGUGCUUUGAAUGAUCCCAGGGAUGAAGUCCGCAAGUUGCACUCAGAUGCCAGCUUUGCAUGGAAUCCUCGGCAUGGACAUGGCUUCCAUCCAACAGAUGAGGAGCUUCUCACUUCCCCUUCUCCUCUUCCUCCUCAAACACCCAGUUUCAAUUACCAGCAGACUAUGGAGGACCCACAAGUUUCUACCAGGAACCCAGAUGGGAUCGGUUCUAGGCCUGCGAGUAUUCCAAAUGCAAGUUCCAUUCCUGCGCCGGUUUCAGCCUCACUGGAGCCCUCCAAGGCCGAUCAAGUAGUGGAGAUUGUUGAGGUCACCCCAGCUGACCAAGAAAUCGCCAACCGUUAUUCCAGUACUUCAACCACCUUUGAAGCCUGGAUCACAGACCUCCUUAAGGAUAAUGAGAAUAGUGACGAUUUAGGUUCAGAAGACAUUCCACUCGCUAGUAUAUUCCGUCCAGAAGACAUUUCAGUCGAUAGUAUAUUUAAUUAG